This is a messenger RNA of Sphenostylis stenocarpa, 1806 nucleotides long. The record is from the annotation of a GenBank genome assembly. NCBI's taxonomy places the organism in Eukaryota, Viridiplantae, Streptophyta, Magnoliopsida, Fabales, Fabaceae.
AUGGCAUCACAAAUGGCGAUCCUCUUUCGCACGCGCUCCCUCCUCCUUCUGAAACCCUCUUCCCUCGUCAAAACCAUAUCCACAUUACCCUUCCUCUCGCAGGAGCCUCAACUGGUGGACCCCACCCCUCUCCCUCCCAACCCCGCCGCCGGCAGCCCCCUCUACCACCAAAACUGGCGCUCCCCUCUCCCUCCUUCCUCUCCCUCCUCCAACUCGCUCGCCCCCGCCAGUUUAUACAACCGUGCCUCCUCCGAACCCCUCGACCCUCACGCGCUUUUCGACCUCUUCGGUGACUGCAUGGCCUCGCACCAGUGGACCGAGGUCAAGUACCUCUUCGAGACCUGGGUCCGCGCCCUCGACAAGAAUGGCAAGCCCAACAGCCCCGACGUCAACCUCUUCAACCACUACCUCCGCGCCAACCUUAUGCUCGGCGCCUCCGCCGCCGAUCUCCUUGACCUCGUUGCGCAGAUGGAUGAGUUCCGUGUCCAGCCGAACACGGCGUCGUUUAACCUCGUUCUCAAAGCCAUGUGCGAGGCCAACGAAACCGUCGCCGCUGAUAAAUUGCUCCAACGGAUGCUGCAAACAGGAAAUGACGCUCUCCCUGAUGACGAAUCAUAUGACUUGGUCAUUGGAAUGCUCUUUUCCACAUCCCAGAUUGAUACUGCAUUGAAUUAUACAGAUCAAAUUUUAAAAUCUGGUAAUGUCUUGUCAAUGAAGGUAUUUAUGAACUGUGUGAGGGCAUGUGUCAGAAAGGGAAGGCUUGAUACAUUGGUGACAAUAAUUGAAAGGUGCAGGGGAUCAGAUCAAAACAAAGCUCUUUGCCCCAACUGGGACUUGUGCAAUUUUAUUGUUGAAACUGCAACUCGAGAGGAUAAUUGCAAAUUAGCUUUUUAUGGCCUGGAGUAUAUGGCUAGGUGGAUUGUAAAGGGUGAACGUCAAAGACCCCCUUUAUUUCUGUCUGUAGAUGAAGGUUUAGUUCUGUCAACUCUUUUGACUGCUGGUAGAACCUAUAAUUCUGAGUUGCUAGGGGCAUCAUGGGCUGUUUUGGAUCGUUCAUUGCGUAAAAAGAAAGCUCCUAAUCCUGAGUCAUAUCUUGGGAAGAUAUAUGCCCUUGCAUCAUUGGGAAAUCUACAAAAGGCUUUUAGUACUCUGAGUGAGUUUGAGUUGGCUUAUGGAGACUCUCGUCAAGAAGCUGAAGAAUUGUUCUGCCCAUUUACUUCAUUACAUCCAUUGGUUAUGGCAUGCUCCAAGAAGGGUUUUGAGACUCUAGAUAAUGUUUAUUUUCAACUGGAGAAUUUAAACCGUGCAGAGAAUCCUUAUAAAUCCGUUGCUGCUCUAAACUGCAUUAUUUUAGGAUGUGCAAACAUAUGGGACCUUGAUCGAGCUUACCAAACUUUUGAGUCAAUUGGAUCUAAUUUUGGGUUGAGUCCUGAUAUUCAUUCUUACAAUGGGCUGAUGUAUGCCUUUGGGAAGCUGAAGAAGACGCAUGAAGCUUCAAAAGUGUUCGAGCACCUAAUGAGUCUGGGUCUCAAGGCUAAUGCAAAAUCAUAUUCUCUACUCAUUGAUGCCCACUUGAUUAAUAGGGAUGUCAAAUCUGCCCUUGCAGUGAUUGAUGAUAUGAGAACUGCUGGAUUUGAACCGUCAAAAGAGAUUCUAAAAAGUGUCAGGCGGCGAUGCAUGAGAGAAAUGGACUACGAAAGUGAUGACCGAGUACAAUCACUGGCUAAUUCCUUGAAUUACAGACUGGGUUCAGAAGCCCGGCGGGACAUUCUGUUUAAUCUUGAUUACAGUGUGGGAUAUGCUUAA